CCCGCCUAUUCGCUCUUCCGCUUCCACAGGAAACCAGACGGCCAUGGGUAUCCAGAAGCGAACGCGCAAGUUCGCUCAGAUGAAAAGAGUGAUUGGUAGCCGUGAUAGCCGAUUAAAGCAGAACCAGGCAAAGGCCCCGCAGAAGGGAACGGACGAGAAGAAGAAGAAAGACGACCUCGUCCGCGAAAUCCCCCAAGUCUCCUCCGCCCUCUUCUUCCAAUACAACACGGCCCUCACGCCCCCCUACUCCAUCCUCGUCGACACAAACUUCCUCUCGCACACGGUGCAGCACAAGCUCGACGUCAUCCCGACGAUGAUGGACUGCCUGUACGCCAAAUGCAUCCCCCUCGUGACGGACUGCGUGCUGGCGGAGUUGGAGAAGCUGGGCCCCAAGUACCGCAUCGCGCUGCGCAUCGCGAAGGAUCCGCGCUUCGAGAGGCUGAAGUGUGACCAUAAGGGCACGUAUGCGGACGAUUGUCUGGUUGAUCGCGUCAUUAAGCACCGGGUUUACAUCGUGGCGACGAAUGAUAGGGAUUUGAAGCGGAGGAUUCGGAAAAUCCCUGGUGUGCCGAUUAUGAGCGUCGCGCGGGCGAAAUAUGUUAUUGAGCGGCUUCCUGAUGCCCCUGAGAAAUGAGUACCAUGCCUCACGACUCCCCUUCUACAAAGUAUCCGCGCUGUGGGAGACUGGGCAUAUCUCAGAUGUCUUGGGCAGAGGAAUUCAGAAUUUACCUUUCCAACUCCUCUAUGAGGUUGGUGCAGGGCCGACUGGCCAGCGAUUUGUGUGUGUUUUUAAAAAGACAAAGGGGCAAAACUGCCUCAAAUCAGCAGAAGGGCGAACGAUGGAUGUCCUGAGCCCUACGUGGACUGCGAAACUUGUUUUUUUUUUCUCU
Molecule: messenger RNA, 890 nt
Organism: Histoplasma capsulatum G186AR
Lineage: Eukaryota; Fungi; Ascomycota; Eurotiomycetes; Onygenales; Ajellomycetaceae
Product: DUF652 domain-containing protein
Exons: 5
Coding region: 44-634 (196 amino acids)
Cellular component (GO): small-subunit processome; nucleolus
Source: RefSeq, a predicted model, not a curated record